This is a messenger RNA of Coregonus clupeaformis (lake whitefish), 713 nucleotides long. Its product is annotated as epididymis-specific alpha-mannosidase-like. Gene Ontology annotation, molecular function: carbohydrate binding; alpha-mannosidase activity. Bases 1 to 513 code for a protein of 170 amino acids. Lineage: Eukaryota; Metazoa; Chordata; Actinopteri; Salmoniformes; Salmonidae. The transcript has 3 exons. The record is from RefSeq and is a predicted model, not a curated record. Gene Ontology annotation, cellular component: lysosome. Gene Ontology annotation, biological process: carbohydrate metabolic process.
AUGGUCUCAUACCUACACUGCACUGCCAUUCCACCUCUCCCUCUAGAGAAGGCCUGGAGGAAGGAGCCUCGGACCAGAUCUCCGCUUCGCCCCGUGGUCCUGCCUGACAACCUCCACCUGCUGACAUUCAGUGUCCCGGGCUGGGUCUACAGCUCCAACCACACCCUGCACCUCCACAACAUAGAGACAGGUACCCCUGGAUCCACACAGCCGGACUACGAUCGGGUCCUACUGAGGAUCAUGCAUCUGUAUGAGAAGGGGGAAGACCCGGUUCUCUCUCAGCCGGCUACAAUUAACAUGAAGGAAGUGCUGCGGGGCAUGGGAGAAGUGGGAGCGGUGGAGGAGCGCUCUCUCACAGGAACCUGGGAUAUCUCCGACCUCCAGAGGUGGAAGUGGAAGACUUCAGAAGACCCAGGGAGAGGGGUCAAGAGGUCAAGUAUUGGUGUGAGAGGUGAUUUCAAUGUGACCAUAUCACCCAAAGAAAUCAGGACCUUCUUCAUUUACUUCAAGUAGAAAGUUCCAGUUCCCCUUCAGUCUUCUGUGAAGAUGGAUAACUAAUCUAAAGAGAGGCCUUUUGACAUGUAGAACAUGGGAUUAAACAUUCUGUGAUGUACAUUCUCUAAUGUAACACAUGUGACAUUGUAUGACCAGGAUGUGGAUUAUCUUGAAGUGCCGGACUACUUUUUCUGUAUAAAAUUGAGUAUAAUCUAAAA